AUGCACCUCCUCCCCCUCCUGGGGGCAAUUACGCUCCUCAUCACCUCCACCCUCGCCGACUCCCUCCCCUCCUCAACAGAAAUCUUCUACUGGCCCGUCGGAGCCGCGCAACCUUCCAUCCUCGCCCGCGUCGCCUACGAUCCAACCUCCCUAAAGUCCAACGUCCUAGCCUACAACCCACCCAAGUCCAACGACGCCGACAGUCUCGUUCGCCUAGGACUCUACACUGCGACUCCGACAAACCCCAAACAAUGGACUGGAAGUCUUGUCUCGCUCUCGUCCCUGGCGGGCGCUGAGCAUGCGCCCACGUUGCGUCUGCAUUUGGGUCCUGCGAGUGAGGUGUACCAUGUAUCGCUGGCGGCGUUUGAGCCUGCUUCUGCGAAGACGAGUGAGCCUAAUGUGGAAUUGGUUGCGAGUGAGCAGGGGGUGCAGCCGCAUUUGAAUCGGCCGGUGGUCGUGGGUCCGGAUGGGCAGAAUGCGGAGGAGGUGCCGGAGAAGACUCUGUUUCAAAAGUACUGGUGGGUGCUUCUGAUCAUGGUGUUCUUGACCAUGUCGGGUGGUGGUGGUGGUGGAGAGGGGCAAUAA
This is a messenger RNA of Penicillium daleae, 585 nucleotides long. RefSeq lists its product as uncharacterized. Lineage: Eukaryota; Fungi; Ascomycota; Eurotiomycetes; Eurotiales; Aspergillaceae. Bases 1 to 585 code for a protein of 194 amino acids. The record is from RefSeq and is a predicted model, not a curated record. The transcript is spliced from 2 exons.